UCCUCCCUCCCUCCCUCCCUCCGGCCGCCCCUCUCCGCUUCCGUGCGCCCGGCUGCUCGCCCGUCCGGGAGGGUCGUUAUCCUCGGCAGCCCGACACGGCACGGCGGCUGACACUGCCCGCUUCCCCCGCCCCAUCCUCCGGGCCGGGGCUGUGUGUGCAUGGCAGUGUGGGGGAGGUUCUUUAUUGGCCUCGUCCUCCUUCCCUCCCUCCCGCCGCCCCCCUUCACCUUCCACACUCCACCCAGAAAUGAUCCAGUGAAACCAGGAGGAGGUGAUUCUCCUCCUCCCUCCUGCUGCUGCUCCUGCUGGUCUGGAAGGGACUGCAGGAAUCUCUGCCGUGCUCUGCUCUGAGGCAGGGUCUGGGGAGGGGAGGUCGUUCUGUGGAGGGAGGGGGCCGCUGUGGCCCGGGGUACAGCUCUCUCGCGGGGGGCUGCUUGGUUUCCGACCAUGGGGAAGGAUCAGGAACUGCUGGAAGCUGCUCGCACUGGGAAUGUGGCUCUGGUGGAGAAACUCCUCUCUGGGAGGAAAGGAGGGAUCCUUGGCAGUGGAUCUGGAGCUAUCCCCUUAUCCAGCUUACUGAGCAUCUGGCGAGGACCAAACAUAAACUGCACAGACAGUUCAGGUUAUACUGCUUUACAUCAUGCAGCUUUAAAUGGACACAAGGAUAUAGUUCUCAAAUUACUUCAGUAUGAAGCAUCAACUAAUGUGGCAGAUAAUAAGGGUUAUUUUCCUAUUCACUUGGCUGCUUGGAGAGGAGAUGUAGAUAUUGUGAAGAUUCUCAUCCAUCACGGACCAUCACACUCCCGAGUGAAUGAACAGAACAAUGAAAAUGAAACAGCACUGCAUUGUGCAGCUCAGUAUGGUCAUUCAGAAGUUGUUGCUGUUCUGUUGGAAGAGUUGACAGACCCUACAAUAAGGAACAACAAACUGGAAACACCUCUGGAUCUGGCAGCACUUUAUGGACGUCUACGUGUUGUAAAAAUGAUCAUUAAAGCAUAUCCAAACCUGAUGAACUGUAACACAAGAAAACACACUCCUUUGCAUCUUGCUGCACGUAAUGGCCACAAAGCUGUCGUACAGGUGCUUCUGGAGGCUGGAAUGGAUGUCAGCUGCCAAACAGAAAAAGGGAGUGCACUACAUGAAGCAGCCCUAUUUGGAAAGGUGGAGGUAGUACGCAUUUUGCUUGAAACAGGAAUAGAUACCAACAUAAAGGACAGUUUGGGUAGAACGGUUUUGGAUAUACUUAAAGAACACCCAUCUCAGCAGUCACUUCAAAUUGCAGCUCUACUUCAAGAAUAUAUGGAAACAGGAAAUGCAAGUAUUUCAGAGGAACGCCCACUGGAAUGCGCAGAACGUCAGUCUUGCAUUUUGUCCCCAGAAGUUCCUCCAUCUCCAAAGGCUAAAAGUGAAGCUGUGACUGGAGAAUUAUCAAAGCUCUUAGAUGAAAUCAAAUUGUGCCAAGAAAAGGAAUACUCUUUUGAAGAUCUGUCUCAUACAAUAUCAGACCAUUAUCUGGAUAAUUUUAGUAAAGUAUCAGAGGAAGAACUUAUGACCAGUGGAAGCCAAACCAAGCUUAAUGUAAGGCCUUCUUCAAUGCGUUUAUCACCAAGGGAGGAAGAUGAUGAUGAUGCAGGUGAAAAUACAUGCGGUCCUUCAGGUUUAUGGGAGGCAUUGACACCUUGUAAUGGAUGCAGGAACCUCGGAUUUCCCAUGCUUACACAGGAAUCUUAUUCAAAGAAGAGAGGUUAUGCAUUGGAAGCAAUAUCCUCUGUACCUCUGGAUGCAUUUCCUUCAGAAAAUGACAGCAGUCAUUGUGAUUCGAUAGACGUAGCAGUGACCAAAAAGCCUUGUUCCCUAGAGAUAGCAAGAGUUCCUUCCUCAAGACCAGAUAAUGCACCUCAGGUAGCAAUUACCGCACCAGGAUCUGGUAACCAUAGAAACAGCUCUACAGGCCCAACACCUGACUGCUCUCCUCCAUCACCAGACACUGCACUUAAAAACAUAGUGAAAGUUAUACGUCCUCAGCCCAAGCAACGUACAUCCAUAGUAUCUUCUCUGGAAUUUCACCGAAUGAAUCACAGCCACAAUUAUUUUGAAAUCAACUCAUCCAUUGGCUGUGCAAGUUUUAUUUCUACUCCUGCAAUCAGUCCAGCUAAUUAUUCCUUUGGACCUCUGGAAUACAGUCUUGAAGAGAAAGAAAUUCCAGAGCAACUUUGCCAGGGUGAAACAUCCACUGAAAGUGAGUUUCCAGAAGGACACCCCGCUGAGCAGUUUGCAGGUUUACUUCAUGGAUCAUCACCUGCAUGUGACCCACCUGAAAAUCCACUCCAGCUGUACAGCAAAGUAAACCUGUGCAGUGGUCCACUAGAGAAAAGCAUUUUGAGCAAGAGCACAGUGCAGCAGAUACAGCUACGAAAAGAAAGCAGCUCUGAUCCUCCUGUUAAGAAAAAAAAACCACCAAUUGUAAACAGAACCAUAUUUCAUACUAAAAAUAAACCAGUAGAAAAUCAUACACUGGUUGGUGCACCAAGGAUAAGUGAACAAUGGGUUAUUAGCACUGGGGGAUUUGUGGAGCGAGCAUGCACGCUUGGGAGAAUACGAUCCUUACCGAAGACUUUACUUGAAAUGCAUUUGUGCAAAAAUGUUUCUAAAUCUGAUUCUAAUCUUAUCACCCGUCCACCAAAUGACAAAAAAGCAAGAAGCAAUUGGAGUGAACCCACACCAAAUCAACAGUGCUCCAAAGGGAAUUCAGAGAGAACACCUUCUUUCACAUCAGAAUGGGAAGAAAUUGAUAAAAUCAUGAGUUCAAUAGAUGCUGGAAUUAAUACUGGACUGGGGGAGAUGAGUGAUCACACUACAAGACCCCGAUGCCCUGUCCAGACAGUGGGACAAUGGUUGGAAAAUAUUGGGCUACCUCAGUAUGAAAACCACUUGCUGGCUAAUGGAUUUGACAAUGUGCAAUUUAUGGGAAGCAACGUGAUGGAGGACCAGGAUCUCUUGGAAAUAGGAAUCCUUAAUUCUGGGCACAGACAGAGAAUACUCCAAGCAAUCCAGCUUCUCCCAAAGAUGAAGCAGAUCGGUCACGAUGGCUACAACCCCACCUCUGUAGCUGAAUGGCUGGAUUCCAUUGAACUGGGUGACUAUACCAAAUCCUUUCUAAUUAAUGGCUAUACAUCGAUGGACCUUGUGAAAAAAAUCUGGGAGAUUGAAUUAAUUAAUGUCUUAAAAAUUAGCUUGAUUGGCCACCGGAAGCGCGUUUUGGCAUCUUUGGGAGACAGGCUUCACGAAGAUCCUCCUCAGAAACCACCUCGGUCAAUAACCCUCAGGGAACCCAGCGGUAACCACACUCCUCCUCAGUUGUCUCCAUCACUUAGCCAAAGCACUUUCACUACUGGUGGCUCCCUGGACGUUCCCCACAUUAUCAUGCAGGGCGAUGCAAGGAGAAGAAGAAAUGAAAACUAUUUUGAUGAUAUUCCCCGGUCAAAGCUGGAGAGGCAGAUGGCACAGCAGUCUUCGGUCUGUGAGAUCUGGACCAACCAGAAUGCAGGAUAUCCAUUCUCAUCGAUUCAUCAGGUUCAUAAUACAGGAGACUGGGGAGAGCCUUCAAUUACCUUGCGACCUCCAAAUGAAGCCACAGCAUCAACGCCUGUACAAUAUUGGCAACAUCAUCCAGAGAAACUCAUCUUCCAGUCAUGUGAUUAUAAAGCAUUUUAUUUAGGUUCUAUGCUGGUAAAAGAGUUAAGAGGCACAGAGUCAACACAGGAUGCAUGUGCAAAGAUGAGGAAGUCUACAGAACAAAUGAAAAAAGUACCAACCAUUGUCCUGUCUGUUUCUUACAAAGGAGUCAAAUUUAUUGAUGCCACAAAUAAGAAUAUCAUUGCUGAACAUGAAAUCCGUAACAUUUCCUGUGCUGCACAAGACCCCGAAGACCUUUCUACAUUUGCGUACAUCACUAAAGACUUGAAGACUAAUCACCACUACUGCCAUGUAUUCACUGCGUUUGAUGUGAAUUUAGCUUAUGAAAUCAUUCUUACCCUAGGACAAGCAUUUGAGGUGGCCUAUCAGCUUGCACUACAAGCACGAAAAGGGGGCCAUUCUUCAACCCUCCCAGAAAGCUUUGAAAACAAACCCUCUAAACCUAUUCCCAAACCACGUGUUAGUAUUCGGAAGUCAGUGCAGAUAGAUCCAUCCGAACAAAAGACUCUUGCGAAUCUACCGUGGAUUGUUGAACCUGGACAAGAGGCCAAAAGAGGCAUUAAUACCAACAGAGAGGAAGACUGCACUGUAUGGUGGCCUUGUAACUAACAAAAAAGGCUGACAGUCAUUUCUGGUGAUGUUCUUCUUCCUGCAGCACUGACAGAAGAAUGACACUAUAUGAAGACUUUUAAAAUUACAGUCCACAAGAGGAGUGAGAAACCUUAUUUUUCACGCAGUUCUCCCUUGUGACUCUGCCACAGUGCUUUCUUUGAUUUCUUAUUUUAGGAUUCUACUUUUUAAAGAAAAAAAACAAAAGGUCUCUAAACUAAUACUACUGCUGCCUAUGAGUAGAGUAUUUGAUUGGGUUUUUUAUUUGAAUCCUGGCAGUUUUUAAUUGAAAUAGAACCAGAAUUAAUAAAUAGAUUAUUUGUGAAACCACUGAAUUCAUUAAUAAUUACUGUGUUGAAUAAGGAACUCAUUAAAGUGACAAGAAAUUAGGUACCCUGAUUUCUGUGUGCGCUGAUUUUAUAUGUAAAAAUUGAUGUCCUUUGAUCCUCUACAAAAAUAAGAACCUCUUGCAUUGUAGCAAAGGAUCAGAGUUUUAUGAAUUGAUAGAAAAAGGUAUUAAUAAUGCACAGAAAACAUUUAUUAGAUAUUUUUAUGGAAGAGAAGUACUAUAGGAAAACAUAUGAAUAUUUAUGGAAGGAAGCCAGAUUAAUUAUGAGAAAUAUUGUUUAUUUUAAAGUUAAGUAAACGACUGCUAUUGCAGCAUAUGAAAAUUGUAAGACUUGUAGCAUCAGUGCACUGGAUGUUCCGUGUAAUCAGUCUGGAAUGAAAGUGGAAUGGUCAUUCUACUACACCUACAUAUAGUUUAUGCAGUUCAACAUUGCUAUAGCCAUGAAUUCUACUAAUAUUUUUAAAAAACAAUCUCAGUGGUUCUAAAAAAAAGUCAAAACCAUGGAUUUUGCUAUCAAGAUUUCUGUCACAGAAAACUUGUUUGAAAGAGUGUUGAUAAAAUUCUAUUGCAAAACAUUUUCUAAAUAAAAAUACUGAGAAAAAGAAAAAAUUCCAAAGUAAUAAAAAUGUUUUCAUGGAACAAAAGUUAAGCAUUUGCUUAAUAUUUGAUUAAAUAAGAUUUACUUACUUUUUCUUUGAAGUGUUUUAAUUUUUUUAAUGUCUGUGGAGUAUUUGUAUAAUACCAUGAUGUAUAUUUAUGUAGAACUGAAAUUAUAACAGUACAAAUAUCAUUAUAGGAGAAAAAUGACAUUUUAACGUAUAUUGUUCUAUCCAGUCAAAUUGUGAAUCAUUUUGAAGUUCAUUAUAGAGAUAUUGAAAAAUUGUGUGGUUGUCUUAAUGUUUUUUUAAUUAUUAUUUCAUAUCCAGCUGAGGUUUUUCAGUUAGAAUCAUCAGUUGGUAUAUUCCAAAAAAUGGAUAAUUGAACUUGGUUUAAACCUGAUAAUUGUAUAUGGUUUAGUUACACCUAAUCAUAGCGCUGAGUGAUGACAUACUUUUAAUACAGUAUUCAAUUUACUUGAACAAAAUAGUUCCUUGUACAUAUUUUUGCCUAUUCACUGUUGAUAUGUACUUAGUCAACUGACAGUAAAAAAAAUAACACUAAAAAUAUGGUACCAAAAGGAAAAUUGUAUAGGAGAACAGUAAAUAGUAGCCUCACUGCAACAAAGACUUAUGUAAAUAUGCUUGGGCUUCCAGUUAUAAAUUUUGUAAUUUUGUCAUUUAUUUAUAUCCUAUAAAAGCACACAAAAUAAAAUGAAGUUGUACAGUC
Corapipo altera (White-ruffed manakin) is the source of this 5980-nucleotide messenger RNA. RefSeq names its product ankyrin repeat and sterile alpha motif domain containing 1B (gene ANKS1B). Gene Ontology annotation, molecular function: protein binding. The record is from RefSeq and is a predicted model, not a curated record. Bases 448 to 4305 code for a protein of 1285 amino acids. NCBI's taxonomy places the organism in Eukaryota, Metazoa, Chordata, Aves, Passeriformes, Pipridae. Gene Ontology annotation, cellular component: cytosol. The transcript is spliced from 27 exons.